Molecule: messenger RNA, 1176 nt
Organism: Clonostachys byssicola
Lineage: Eukaryota; Fungi; Ascomycota; Sordariomycetes; Hypocreales; Bionectriaceae
Source: the annotation of a GenBank genome assembly
AUGCAAGCCCUGAGCCCCGAAGUCGAUAUAUACACCACGCCAGUGUUACAACCGCCGGACGGAGUGACCUCGGAUUUUAGUCGACCUCUCUCAUCGGUCCAACUAGCAACUAUCAUCGUGUUCAGCGUCACUUACUUCUUUGCGACUGUGUCUUUGGCCAUUCGAUAUGUCACGAGCGUUGCAGUGGUCCGGGCUCUGGAGCCCGAUGUUGGUACGUGGAAGGCGAAAUGCUACUCUGAGCUCCAAGUGACAUGCCGUGCUGACAGCAAUGGAAAUCUAGUUCUCAUUACAUUAGCAUGGGGUUGUUCUAUGGGAUAUUUCAUCUCAGUCUGUUUCGCAAUGAAAUAUGGUUGGGGAUCGGACGCGUGGGAUAUCAGCAUUAACGACCUCACUGGGUACUACAACUACUUGCUGCCGACAACGUUAACCUACAUGUGGAGUCCGACUCUUAGCAAACUCUCGAUUCUAAGCGUACUUUGGCGAAUAAGCUCGGUACAACAGUUCCGCAUCGGCGUGUAUAUCGUGUCUGGGAUGCUUCUCAUUUAUACCAUUACAUUCACUGGUCUUCUGUCCGGCCCUUGCAAUCCCAAGAAUGUCGGUGGUGGCACGUGCCUCAACAAUCUGGCAAUUUCUCAGGUCGUGCUCAACAUCGCGACGGAUCUGUCCAUCAUCAUACUGCCCCUUCCAACUCUCUACAAGCUUCAGAUGCCUUUCCGGAAGAAGGUUGUUGCCGGAGCUAUCUUGAGCCUCGGUUCCGCGGUCCUCCUCGCCUCCGUCGCUCGAGCCCCAUACGUCAAAAUCAUGGCCACCGACCCAAACUUUUCUCGAAGACAAGCCGAGGCUGGCGUCUGGUCACUGGUCGAGCUCAACCUCGGUAUCCUGUGCAGCAACUUGAUGCGCAUGAAGCCCUUCCUCCGGGCCUACUUACCCAAGCUCCUCACCAUACUGGGGCUCUCGUCGGGCAGCGCAUCCAACACCCCUGGCCACGACAUCUCGACGGGACACUGGUCGCGAAAGAGCCAUAGCCGCGGUUACAAGCUCCACAGCGUAGGAAACGAGAACUCCCAGAGCAAAAGCCUGGACGCCGACGGAAUGGCUGUGAAUAUUAGCAUGCAAAAGCCGGACAAGACUCGACCGCACAGGGAUAAUGAAAGCACAGAUAGCAUCCUAGGGUGA